Messenger RNA from Betta splendens (Siamese fighting fish), 4522 nucleotides. RefSeq names its product TLE family member 2, transcriptional corepressor a (gene tle2a). The coding region runs from base 1147 to 3534 and encodes 795 amino acids. Gene Ontology annotation, molecular function: protein binding; transcription corepressor activity. Lineage: Eukaryota; Metazoa; Chordata; Actinopteri; Anabantiformes; Osphronemidae. The transcript is spliced from 20 exons. Gene Ontology annotation, cellular component: transcription regulator complex; nucleus. The record is from RefSeq and is a predicted model, not a curated record. Gene Ontology annotation, biological process: negative regulation of canonical Wnt signaling pathway; regulation of DNA-templated transcription.
UACCCAGGAAAGGGUUAACUUCGCUGAGUAGUUGUAGCCUGCUUGAUUGACGUGCGGGGUAUUUUGCUAGCCGCAGCCUCCAAUCGGCAGCCGGUCAGCUUACCCCACGUGGGUGUUCUUACGUCCUAUUGGUUUAUCCUCCGAGUGUUUACCGUGCCCAGGCCGAGCCCCACGUGGAAAUUUCAUUCAAUCACUGAACUAUUCUUCUGAAUUUCUACCUCAGUUUUUGCACCUUUUUAAAAAAUACAAGUCUAAAUAUGACUAAUUGUGUUCGCGGGUGUUUUGUUACAUCAUUAUUUAUAUGCGGAUGUAGCUAAUAGGAAAGCGACGUUAAAAGGAGACACCAAAUAGCAGCAGCGUCGUGUGAAAGCUCGUAUUUAUGACUUAGACGUGUUGAAACAGUUUUAUCCGCAAGAGACACAGUUCUAUUAAUUUUCGUGAAAGCAAUCGAAAGACGGGGGUGUUAGUAAAGCACGUAUUUAGGUCUUGUCCCUCCUCGAAGGCAGCUACUCAUGUUAUGUCCCAUUGAGGAGGGGGUGAGGGACUGGGAGUGUUGUGUGAAAAGAGUGCAGGCCAGCGAGCGAGACAAAAGAGGCUGCGGCUGCAUUCAAUGUGCUGGUGGUGUGUCCGUCUCCGAAGCCACGAGCAAACCACAUCCCCCCGCCGCCGCCUCGCCUCCUCUCCUCUCCUCUCCUCUCAUCUCCACUCCUCUCCUGGCCUUCGCGCUGCACGCGGCGAAGACGCACCGGGGACGGGAAAGUAACGGCGCUCUCGUGAGUGGCGGAAGCGCAAAGUUGCGGACUCGGGGAGGACACGCGGGCUGCUCUCCUCUCCGGACCGGCUGUUUCGCCUUCCGCUCUCCGCGCGCGCCCACUUCCACGUCGAGCUCGCGGGGCGCUGCGCUGCGGUGCGGUGCGGUGCGGGGCUCGGAGAUAUCAAGCAGAACAAAGGAGUCUUGAGGCGAGGAAUGAGCGAGCCGAGGCUAGCGCUGCCGUUACCGUUGAAACCGGGCCAGAUGCCUCUCUGAGACCAACAAUAGCACAUCGGCUGCUCGUAUUUCUCCACGAAGCUUUCCGCCCCGAAAGAGGGAGAGAGAAGAAGGACAAAAAAAGAGCGCACGCGGAGACACGCAAGUCGGCGGCUACAAUGUUCCCCCAGAACCGACCCCCGGCACCUUUGCAGCCACCUCCGGGUUCUUCUGCCUCGGUGGUGGCAGCUGCGGCCGCGGCGGCCGCCGCAGCGUCGGGGACGCCCCAGUCACUGAAGCUGACCUACCCAGAAACCCUGGACCGCAUCAAGGAGGAGUUUCAGUUUCUACAGACUCAGUACCACAGUUUGAAACUGGAGUGCGAGAAACUGGCCACGGAGAAGACCGAGAUCCAGAGACACUACGUGAUGUAUUAUGAGAUGUCGUACGGCCUUAACAUUGAAAUGCACAAACAGACGGAGAUUGCCAAGCGGUUGAAUGUGAUCUGUGCACAGCUCAUCCCAUUCCUAUCACAGGAGCAUCAACAACAGGUGGUCCAGGCCAUGGAACGCGCCAAACAGGUGACCAUGGGGGAGCUAAAUGCUUCGAUAGGGGUACGUGGGCUCCCCCCUCUGCCUCAUAGCCAGCAGCUUCAGGCCCAGCACCUCUCCCAGCACGCCCAGGGUCUGCCAGUGGGCCCGCACCCAUCGGGGCUGCCCCACCCCGGCCUGGCGCUCGGCGGGGGGUCCGGCCUCCUGGCUCUGUCUGGAGCCCUGGGGGCGCAGCUCGCCGCUAAGGACGAGCGGGCACACCUGGAGGCAGCGGCCGCCGCCGCCGCCGCUGCAGAGCACCACAGAGACCGUGAAGCAGGACCGAGCUCUCUGUCCAAUGGGGAUAAGGGUCGCGCUGCAGAGUACCUCAGCAACGGCAAGAAGAGGAAGGCGGAUGAGAAGGAGUUUAUGACGGACUAUGGCAGCGAUGCGGACAAGAGUGAUGAUAAUUUGGUGGUAGAUGAGGACCCGUCGUCCCCCCGCAGCGUGCAGUCCUACUCCUCCAGGGAGAACGGUUUGGACAAGAUGCCCCCCUCCCGAAAGGAGGGCCCGCCCCAGGCCAGCCCCACCUCCCUGGCCUCCUCCAGCAGCGCUGCCUCCCCCUCCCGCGGCAAAGAGCCCCCACAGCGGGAGAAGUCCAGUACUCCAGGUAUGAAGCCAGGGACCCCCAUGUCCCAGGAGUCUAACACUCCAGGACCUAGUGGACCACCCCAGUUCAGACCUGUGCCAGGAAAGCCUGGUGUUGACCCCCUCGCGCUAGGCCUCAGGAACCCACUGGCGGUACAGGGAGCGUACCCCCCGGGGGCGUUCGGCCUGCCCCCUCCGGGCGUGAACGGGGACCUGCCCGGGGCGGCGGGCUACGGCGCCGGCCUCCACCUGGUCUCGCCCCAGAUGAACGGAGCCGCGGCGGCGGCGGCAGCAGCGGCUGCCGCGGGCUACGGACGGUCCCCCGUGGUGGGCUAUGAGUCUCCACACCCACAUAUGAGGGUCCCUGGGCUGCCUGCCAGCCUCCAGUCGGCCGCCUCUGGGAAACCGGCCUACUCGUUCCACGUGAGCGCCGACGGCCAGAUGCAGCCGGUGCCCUUUCCCCCCGACGCCCUGCUGGGCCCGGGGAUCCCUCGGCACGCGCGCCAGAUCCACACGCUGAGCCACGGCGAGGUGGUGUGCGCCGUCACCAUCAGCACCUCCACGCGCCACGUCUACACCGGAGGGAAGGGCUGCGUCAAGGUGUGGGACAUCAGCCAGCCGGGCAGCAAGAGCCCCAUGGCACAGCUGGACUGCCUGAACAGGGAUAACUACAUCCGCUCCUGCAAGUUGCUCUCCGACGGACGCACUCUGAUCGUGGGCGGCGAGGCCAGCACGCUGUCGAUCUGGGACUUGGCCACGCCCACUCCCCGCAUCAAGGCGGAGCUGACCUCGUCGGCCCCCGCCUGCUACGCCCUGGCCAUCUCCCCCGACAACAAGGUCUGCUUCUCCUGCUGCAGCGACGGCAACAUCGUGGUCUGGGACCUUCACAACCAGACGCUGGUCAGGCAGUUCCAGGGCCACACGGACGGCGCCAGCUGCAUCGACAUCUCCAACGACGGCACCAAGCUGUGGACGGGAGGGCUGGACAACACGGUGCGCUGCUGGGACCUCCGAGAGGGACGGCAGCUGCAGCAGCACGACUUCACCUCGCAGAUCUUCUCUCUGGGCUACUGUCCCACAGGCGAGUGGCUGGCUGUGGGGAUGGAGAGCAGCAACGUGGAAGUCCUGCACGUCUCCAAACCUGACAAGUACCAGCUGCACCUGCACGAGAGCUGUGUCCUCUCGCUGAAGUUCGCCUACUGCGGUAAAUGGUUCGUGAGCACAGGCAAAGAUAACCUGCUGAAUGCGUGGAGGACACCUUACGGAUCCAGCAUAUUCCAGUCCAAGGAGUCGUCGUCCGUUCUCAGCUGUGACAUCUCCCCCGAUGACCAGUUCAUCGUCACCGGCUCCGGGGACAAGAAGGCCACGGUCUACGAAGUCAUCUACUAAACUGUGACUGGACGGGAAAAGUGGAACCAGCACUGACGCUCCUCCUGCACCAAUGACUGUACAGGGCGUCGGUGACAUGGACGACGAGACGCUCGAGUCGUACUUUGUUGUUUUGUUUACGUUUGUGAAAGACAUGAGAAGGAGAAGCCUCGAGGCACAAAGUCAGAUCUCUGGAAAAAAGAAACUUUUAACUUUUGAAUACUCUGAGAAUGCUGGUUAGUCUAUAGCUGCGCAAUUGUGGGAUGCCUCCAAAGAACUUUUUUGGUUGCUUUUUUUUCCUUUUUUUUAAAAAAAACAAAGUAAAACCUCUGUAGUGAACAAGAAAUUAGUAAAAAGUAUUUUUUUAGUCUUUGAAUUUUUCGCAAGCGGUUGGACAUGACGUGGAAAGCGACUGAGACUUGGGGGAGGGUUCAGGGGCUGGAAACACGUAAUGGAAAAAUAUCCACAUCCUACGCUGUGUAAAGAGUCCCAGCUUGGCCCGGUCUGGCCCGGUCCGGUCCAGCCCAGUCUGUCUGCUCCUCGGGGGCAGCAGAUGCGUGACAGAUGGCAGGAUCGUGUGCUGUGAGGUUUCAACCUUUUUUUUUUUUUUUUUUUUUUCGUCUCCUGUUUAAGUUUCAGCAGCAACAUGAUUGUAUUAUCUCCAAUACAUACAUGGCAGAACAGAACAGGGCUCAGUUUCCUCUAAAGUGUCCUAACAGUCAGUUUAAUCCUUUUUAUUAUCAUAAGAAUAAAGAUGAACCUCUGAGAAAGUGUUUGAGGGACUCAAAUAAUUGUGAAGAGAGAAAAUAAAAGCCACUUCCAGCAGCUCCAGCGCGUACGCUCCAGUUCUGGGGCGUCGUCAGCGUUUCAUCUGAAUCCUUAACAUGAAGUUAGACUUUCUGUUGUAUUCGUUAGGGCACAUAUAGGCAGACAGGCGUUUUCACAACUGCAUCAUGAUCCUUGAAUCUUGCUAUAUAUGGACAUGUAAAUAAAGUUCUCUAAAGCCAAA